Sphaeroforma arctica JP610 is the source of this 654-nucleotide messenger RNA. RefSeq lists its product as hypothetical. The transcript is spliced from 3 exons. NCBI's taxonomy places the organism in Eukaryota, Ichthyosporea, Ichthyophonida. The record is from RefSeq and is a predicted model, not a curated record. Gene Ontology annotation, molecular function: protein binding. Bases 1 to 654 code for a protein of 217 amino acids.
AUGGUGAGCUCUCUGCGUAAGUACAGGUCGGCACCGGGAAGGGGUGUGGCUGACUCGGGUGUUCUCGAACUGACAUUGUCUCGUGAACAGAUCAAUGAGCGGCAACAGAGCAGGGCACGCGCGAUCAUACAUAGAGCGUUCAAUGAGGGCAAGAAUGUAUUCGAUCUGUCAAGUCUACAUCUAGUGGCUCUUCCGGAGGAUAUUGCAGAUCUGAAGCAUGUGCUCGUGACGAAGAAGCAGUCCUCGUCGGGUUGCAUGUUUGCAUCUACCGGUGUACAUCUGUAUCUGUCAAACAACCGCAUAGUGCGGCUACCUCCGUGCCUAUAUCAAAUGACAAAUAUCACUGUUCUAUCUCUCCGUGGAAACAACUUGCGGGAACUAUCACCAGAAAUCGCUGGGAUGCGAAACCUGACCGAACUGUCAGUGUCGACUAACCAGCUCAAAUUUCUGCCGGCGGAGGUGAAGCAGUUGACUAAGUUGCACACUCUGAGUGCAAAACCCAAUCCAUUUGUAGAGGGGAGUAUGGUGGACGUAGACUAUACCCCAUACAAAUCGCAGACUAAACUGUCGGAAUUGAGUCUGCAGGUAUUGGCUAAUGCGCCCAGACAGACACAAAGGAGAGCGAACAAGGACAUCGAGCGACAGUUGAGGUGA